Molecule: messenger RNA, 1803 nt
Organism: Mercenaria mercenaria
Lineage: Eukaryota; Metazoa; Mollusca; Bivalvia; Venerida; Veneridae
Product: DNA ligase 1-like
Exons: 1
Coding region: 28-1767 (579 amino acids)
Source: RefSeq, a predicted model, not a curated record
UUGUGUGAUAUUUUGAUUUGUAAUAAAAUGGUGCAUUUCCGAUUGUCAAGACAAAUGUUCUUUAUUGUUACCGCAGUAUGUAUGUGUACAUGGAUAAGUAUAACAUUUCUUGUGAUAAAGAACGGAACGGAAGAUAAAAGAGCUGAGGAAAACAUGUAUACACCGUUUAGACAGGACACCAAAGACGGUGACACUGGUAGAACCGUUCAAGAACAAAAAUACCGCAGUGAUUUGAAAUGGGAAAAUAACCAAAACAAGGAUCCUUCACAUAGGAAUAUCAAACAAGGGGAAAUACCAAUUCUUGCGAAAGACUCACUGGAACUUAAAAAUAUGAUGUUGCGAAAUAAUUCUUUAAAAGAGAACAACAAACAAGAGAAAGAUCAAACUGAAGAAGAAGAAGAAAAAGAAGAAGAAGAAGAAGAAAUAGAAGAAAGUAAAGAGGAGGAAGAAGAAGAGGAAGAAGAAGCUACUGCAAUCAACAAUAGGCAUUUGCAAAAGAAUGACACGAGAAGGAUAAUUGAUGAAGUUAAAAAAGGUGAUAAAUUAAUACUUCGUUCAAAUAUUUCUGUAAAGAGUAACGAAAAAUAUAAUGAAAAUAAGAAUAAGAAUUUUGGUGCAAAUGCUGGUGCAGGUGACAAAUAUUUGAAUAUUUCUGUUUCUGUAGAAGACAAUGAUAUUCUCAAAUGGAAUCGUUGGCAAAAUAAGAAUAAUGCUAAUUUACAGAAAAUUAACGAUGAAGAUUCCAAACUACAAGAUGCGUUAUCUGUAAGAAAGGCGAAAAAAAAUCUGGUAAUGAACAAUGAUGAAAUCCUUGAAGAGGAAGUUGUCGAACCUGCUGAAAGGGAUACAGUACGUGGUAACAAAAAUAUGAUCGAAGAUUCGGAAGAAGUCGAAACUGACAGAGCAGCUAAGUAUAGAAAUUUCAACGAUGUCUAUAAUGCGCAUGCGUAUGUUUUAGACGACGGAGAAGAUGACAAUGUUGAAUCUGAAGACGGAAACGGUGAUGAUAUUGAAAACAAUGAGAUAUCAAUAGACAAGUACGAUGAAUCUAAUCAGAAAUCGAAUGAUUUCUUUCAUAAAAAUCCUCAAGAAAAUAUUGCCAUACAAGGUCCUACUAAAAUUGGCUUACAGCCCAAGAAUGCUAACAAAAAAUCCAACGGUUAUAAUGGUCUCAAUAAAGCAUUUGUACAAAAUGACAAUGGAGUGGAUGACAUAGUACAGAAAAUACAGAAAUUUCCAAAGGUUGAAACAAUUACAAAAUCACCUGCAAAGAAUAAAUUGUUAAAUGUUAGAAAAGGCAAUGAACACAUUAACCAUGGAGGUCAACCAUUUGCAAUAUUUAAUAAAUUUGGACAAAACAAUGGUAAAGUGGUACAUAAACAGUCGGAAGACGAUGGGAUCGACCCAGCAAACGAAGAAGAAAUCAAGAAUUAUGAUCGAGCCAACGAAACUGAUAAUGUAGCUAAGUCGAAUCAAAUGAAGCAAGAAAAAGAUAUAUUUCCAGUUAAACAUUUAGAAAUCAAUAUGUUAGGAAAGACACUUAAACCAGACGGUCCUAAACAACGAUUUGUGACUGGUUUGAAGGAAAAAGAAAGAGAAAAGUUGGAGCUUAGAUACGGAAUAAAUGAUUCGUUAAAACAGAAUGAUAAACAAAAUAUGUUAAAUGGGAAAAUUCAUGCAAAAGACACUAUUCGAAUACAAAGAAUAAAUGAAAAUGAUGGAGAAAAACGCACGAACACUUCUGGUAUUGGUAAGCUAACUGCGUAAUCUUAAUAAAAAGUGCUUGGAUAAUACCAUCUUGAA